CCUUUCUCGCGGAAAAACCCUCGUUUCUUUCUCCCAACGUGUGCGACGGCGCUGUGUACGGGCGAAACCGCAGACGCAGCUAGGGUUCCCUCCCUCCGGUGGCCGGCGAAGGCUUCUUCCGGCAAACCUUGCGGAUCCGACCUCCUCCCGUCGAAGAGAGCCCGCGGACACAGAAGAAGCGCCGAGAUUUGAGCUCAUCCGAAACCCUAGAGGUUUCCUUCGGUUGUAAGUCCAAGAACAGCGAUCAUCAGUAUCCAGUCAUAAGAAGGAGAAUCUUUUCAGGGACAAUUCUCAAAGUGCAUAGCAGAGAAAUGGUGGUCGACAAGUCCUUGGAAGCAGAGCAUGCACCCAUGAAGAAGAAGAAAGCUGAGGAGGAGUUGGAGAAGAGGAGAAAAAAAAUUACUCCUGGAUGUUUGAUGAAAGCAAUUAUCAGAUCAGGAGAUGGCAAAGCAAAGCCUGCAGAUGGAGAUCAGGCAAUAUUCCACUGCACCACCAGAACUCUAGAUGGCAUCAUUGUUGAUUCAACUAGAUCAGAACAUGGAGGCAAAGACAAUCCUAGAAGAAAUGUUUUGGGGAAAAGCAAGAUGAUUCUGGGCUUUGUUGAAGGAAUUCCUACUAUGACAAAGGGUGAAGUAGCAAUGUUCAAAAUGAAACCUGAGAUCCACUAUGCUGAGGAGGAUUGUCCACUUACGGUCUCGGAGACCUUCCCCAAGAAUGACGAACUUCACUUUGAAAUUGAGAUGAUUGAUUUCCAUAAAGUCAAAGUCGUCAGUGAAGAUUUAGGAGUUGUGAAGAAGAUAAUUAGUGAAGGGCAAGGAUGGGAAACUCCUAGAGAACCUUAUGAAGUUAAAGCUCGGAUAGAUGUCAAGACAGUUGAUGGGAAAAUCAUUGUGUCACAUAUUGAUGAACCAUAUUCCUUUACUAUUGGUAAAUCUGAGUUACCAAAAGGGCUUGAGGUGGGCAUUGGGACAAUGACACGUGGAGAAAAAGCAGCAAUUUUCCUGAGUAAAAGCUACAUGACAAAAUCUUCUCUUUGGUCGAUGAUUGAAGGGUACGAUGAGAUUCAGUUUGAAGUUGAACUGGUCCACUUUAUUCAGGUAAGGGACAUGCUUGGUGAUGGCCGUCUCAUAAAACGCCGUGUUGUUGAUGGGCAAGGUGAAUUUCCCAUGGACUGCCCUCUUCAUGAUAGCUUGUUGAGAGUGCAUUACAAAGGAAUGCUUCUUGAUGAAGAAAAGACAGUGUUUUAUGAUACUAAAGUUGAUAACUAUGGCCAGCCUUUGGAGUUCAAAUCUGGAGAAGGGCUU
Messenger RNA from Zingiber officinale, 1304 nucleotides. RefSeq names its product peptidyl-prolyl cis-trans isomerase PASTICCINO1-like. Gene Ontology annotation, biological process: protein peptidyl-prolyl isomerization. NCBI's taxonomy places the organism in Eukaryota, Viridiplantae, Streptophyta, Magnoliopsida, Zingiberales, Zingiberaceae. The record is from RefSeq and is a predicted model, not a curated record. The transcript has 12 exons. The annotation marks the transcript as partial. Gene Ontology annotation, molecular function: peptidyl-prolyl cis-trans isomerase activity. Gene Ontology annotation, cellular component: cytoplasm.